AUGUAAAAUGAUUCAAAUCUGUAAUCAAGUAAAGAAUAAGAAAAUAGAGAGAACUAAUAAUUAGCAGAAGAAUUAUAUUAAGCUUGUUUUGUAAAUAUAUAAUUAGAUUUGCUAAUUAGUUAAAGUUUAGAGAAAAUAAAAUUGAUGAAGCUUUAAAAUUGAUAAAUGAUGCUUUGAAGCUUAAUUCUUUUGAUUCUAAGGCUUUAAUAUUGAGAGGUUUCUUUUAAUCAUAAAUACUUAGGGGAAUUAUAUUUAAAAAAAAGAAUGUAUGAUCAGGCAGUUGAAGAUUUCAAUAAAGCUAUUGAAUUAGGAGCAUCAAAUGAAGAAACAUAUUAUCAUAGAGGUAAGAUGUAUUAAUUAAUUUAGCCACGGGAUUUUAUCGAAAAAAUAUGUUUAUGGAAGCGUUAAAAGAUUGUGAAAUAUGCAUUCAAAUUAAUCCUAAAUACUCUUUGGCUUACAUGAGAAUAGGUUAAGAAUAUUCACUAUAAUUAGGAUGUGUGAAGAAUGCAAUUGGAAAUAAAGAUGAAGCAUUAUAAUAUUAUAAUUAAGCGAUUGAAAUUGAUAAUAAAUGUAUUUUGGCAUAUUGUAACAGAGGUAUCAUAUCAUUUUAAUGAAUAGGAAAUUUAUAUAAAAACUAAGGAAAUAAAGAUUAGGCACUCAUAGAUUAUAAUAAGGCUAUUGAGUUGGAUAGAUAAUAUGCUUUUGCAUAUAUGAGCAGAGGUUCUCAGGUUAUUUAAUUAAAUAGGAAUUUUUUUAGAUAAAAUUGGUAAGUAAGAGGAGGCACUUCUAGAUUUUAACAAGGCUAUUGAAUUAGACCCUUAUGAUGCUUGUAUAUAUAAUUAUCGAGGUUUAUUACAUUAUUAAGUUAAAUAGGACUUCUAUUUACUAAAAUUGGAAGUACUAAAUAAGCACUUAUAGACCUUAACAAGGCAAUUGAAUUAGAUCCUAAUUGUUCUGAUUUUUAUUUCGAUAGAGGUAAUUAACAUAAUAUUUUUGAUAGGAAAUCUUUAUGAAGACAUAGAUAAUUAACAAUAGGCACUCGUAGACUAUGAUAAAGCGAUUGAAUUAAAUCCCAAUGAUUCUAAAGCAUAUAAUAAUAGAGGUGUUAAAAUUAGUAUAAAUGAAAUAGGCCUUUUAUAAUAUAACAUUGGAAACACAGACAUUGCACUUAUAAAUUAUAACAAAUCAAUUGAAUUAGAUUCUAAUGAUGCUUAUACUUAUAAUAACAGAGGUAAUAAAGUAUUAGAAUAUAUAGGAAUGCUCUAUUAAAAUAUUGGAAAAAAUAUGGAGGCUCUUGAAGAUUAUAACAAAGCAAUUGAAUUAGACCCUAAUAUUGCUUAAAUUUACAGUUCAAGAGGUAUUUAGGUUGUAGGUUAUUAUAGGAUUAUUGCAUUAAAGCUUAGGAAAUAAAGAUUUAGCCAUAAUAGAUUAUGAUAAAGCUAUUUAAUUGGAUCCUAAAGAUGCUAUAAAUUAUUUUAACAGAGGUAAUCAAGAUUUUGAACUAAAUAGGAUUGUAUUAUAGAAGUAUGAAGAAAUUUGAUUUAGCAUUAAAAGAUUUUACUAAAGCAAUUGAAUUGAACUCAAAUGAUGCUAAAGCUUAUAACAACAGAGGUAAUUUGAAUCAUAAUUUAAAUAAGGAACUUUGUAUAAAGAAUAUGGCUAAUAUGAGAAGGCCUUUUAAGAUUGUAUUUAAGCAAUUAAAUUAGAAUCAGACAAUCCCCUUAUAAUGGUGAAUUUAGCAGAUCAUUAUUAUUUUCGGUCAAAUUAUAAUCAAUCAAUGAAUUAUUAUACAUAAGCACUUGCAUAAUUAGACUAAAUCACUGAGUAGAAGAGGAAAAAAUGGAAUUUAUCAGAGGAGAAUAUAUAAUUCAUUAAAAAAAAAGUAACUUUGUUAAAAGAAAUAUAAGAUGAAAUAAAUUUUUUAAGAUAAGAUAUUUAAAAGUUACAAACUCAAUUUGAAUAAAAAAACCAAACUUUAAAUGAUGUGAAGGAUAAAUUCACCAUAUUAGAAAGAAAGCUAACAGUUUAAUUAAUGGAAUAGACAGAUUUAAAAUAGCCAUAAGAUAAACAAGAAGAGUUAGAUUCAUUAUAAUUGACUAAAGAAGAUUUGAAAUAGAUUAAAGAAUAAUUAGUACUAUUAUAAGAAAUUGUAAAUAAAUAAAAUGAAAGAAUAAGUAAUUUAGAAGAUGAUAAUAAAUAGUUAAAAGAAUAGGAUAGCUUUCAAAUAUAAGAAUCUAUGAAAUUUCUUUAAAAAGAAGAAAAUAAAACUCAAUUUAUUUAUUACAAAGCAUUAUUUUGGAAAUUAUAUUAUUACUUGUAGGCAAUGCAGCAAAUUUCUUCAGAAUUAUAUUAAAUGAAUAGAGAUGCUAUGAUUGAAAGCACUUCUGAAAAAGUACUAGAUAUAGUACAAAAGGUUUUUAAUGUUGGAUCAAAGGUUACAGGAUUUAUACCAGUAGGUGGUGAAGCAUUUAAUAUUAUAAAUGAUGCACUCGAUUAUGCAAUUGAAUCAAAAAAGGAAAAUAAAUUUAAGGUUAGGCUUAAUAAAUUAACUAAUAUCUUAAAAUGCUAUAAUAUAAUUAGCCCUUCAGAAUUAGAAAUUGAAGUAAAAAUUGCAGCAAUUUAACUNCAAUUGAAUUAGACCCUAAUAUUGCUUAAAUUUACAGUUCAAGAGGUAUUUAGGUUGUAGGUUAUUAUAGGAUUAUUGCAUUAAAGCUUAGGAAAUAAAGAUUUAGCCAUAAUAGAUUAUGAUAAAGCUAUUUAAUUGGAUCCUAAAGAUGCUAUAAAUUAUUUUAACAGAGGUAAUCAAGAUUUUGAACUAAAUAGGAUUGUAUUAUAGAAGUAUGAAGAAAUUUGAUUUAGCAUUAAAAGAUUUUACUAAAGCAAUUGAAUUGAACUCAAAUGAUGCUAAAGCUUAUAACAACAGAGGUAAUUUGAAUCAUAAUUUAAAUAAGGAACUUUGUAUAAAGAAUAUGGCUAAUAUGAGAAGGCCUUUUAAGAUUGUAUUUAAGCAAUUAAAUUAGAAUCAGACAAUCCCCUUAUAAUGGUGAAUUUAGCAGAUCAUUAUUAUUUUCGGUCAAAUUAUAAUCAAUCAAUGAAUUAUUAUACAUAAGCACUUGCAUAAUUAGACUAAAUCACUGAGUAGAAGAGGAAAAAAUGGAAUUUAUCAGAGGAGAAUAUAUAAUUCAUUAAAAAAAAAGUAACUUUGUUAAAAGAAAUAUAAGAUGAAAUAAAUUUUUUAAGAUAAGAUAUUUAAAAGUUACAAACUCAAUUUGAAUAAAAAAACCAAACUUUAAAUGAUGUGAAGGAUAAAUUCACCAUAUUAGAAAGAAAGCUAACAGUUUAAUUAAUGGAAUAGACAGAUUUAAAAUAGCCAUAAGAUAAACAAGAAGAGUUAGAUUCAUUAUAAUUGACUAAAGAAGAUUUGAAAUAGAUUAAAGAAUAAUUAGUACUAUUAUAAGAAAUUGUAAAUAAAUAAAAUGAAAGAAUAAGUAAUUUAGAAGAUGAUAAUAAAUAGUUAAAAGAAUAGGAUAGCUUUCAAAUAUAAGAAUCUAUGAAAUUUCUUUAAAAAGAAGAAAAUAAAACUCAAUUUAUUUAUUACAAAGCAUUAUUUUGGAAAUUAUAUUAUUACUUGUAGGCAAUGCAGCAAAUUUCUUCAGAAUUAUAUUAAAUGAAUAGAGAUGCUAUGAUUGAAAGCACUUCUGAAAAAGUACUAGAUAUAGUACAAAAGGUUUUUAAUGUUGGAUCAAAGGUUACAGGAUUUAUACCAGUAGGUGGUGAAGCAUUUAAUAUUAUAAAUGAUGCACUCGAUUAUGCAAUUGAAUCAAAAAAGGAAAAUAAAUUUAAGGUUAGGCUUAAUAAAUUAACUAAUAUCUUAAAAUGCUAUAAUAUAAUUAGCCCUUCAGAAUUAGAAAUUGAAGUAAAAAUUGCAGCAAUUUAACUUGCAAAGUAGUAAUAAUAAGAAACCUAUUAAUAAAAUAAUUAGUAGUUCAAUUAAUUUUUAGGUUAGUUAAACAAAAUAGAAAAUCAAUAGGAUGAAUAAAAUGAAUAUUGGAUAAAUGGGACUAAUGAUGCAUUAAUUAUUUUAAAGUAUUUAGACGAUUAAUCAUCAUCAAUUAUAGAAAAUUCUGAUAAAAAACUUAGAGAGAUAUUCGUUUAAGUUGUUGAGAUGAAUAAUAAAUAAUAAAAUUAAACUUAAUAACAACAAUAGGGAAAUAAAAUUUAAAAAGUUUAAAUUGUAUCAAAUCCUAGUUCAUUAUGUUCACGUAUAUGUUUAAUUUAAUGA
Molecule: messenger RNA, 4282 nt
Organism: Paramecium primaurelia
Lineage: Eukaryota; Ciliophora; Oligohymenophorea; Peniculida; Parameciidae
Source: the annotation of a GenBank genome assembly